Messenger RNA from Erpetoichthys calabaricus (reedfish), 2172 nucleotides. RefSeq names its product reticulocyte-binding protein homolog 2a-like. NCBI's taxonomy places the organism in Eukaryota, Metazoa, Chordata, Cladistia, Polypteriformes, Polypteridae. The record is from RefSeq and is a predicted model, not a curated record. Bases 66 to 1307 code for a protein of 413 amino acids. The transcript has 12 exons.
CUGAGCCCAGUCAGUAAAAGGGCAACUAACUGAAGGGUACAGGCCACCUGGAAUUGGAAAAAGACAUGCAGCGCUUUCAUAGUCUACAUCGUUGGCUGCAUUCUUUUUUCUUUUGUGACAGAUGCAGAGAAAAUGACACGGUUCCUGAAAGACAGCGUCUCAGAAAAGAGGAUGUUAGUGAGCAACUUAAAGAAAAAGAUGACAUUAUAAAAAGCUGUGAAAAGCAAAAAUUGCAGCUUCAGAAAGAAAAACAAGAACUGCAGAAAGAGUACAAUGAACUUAAAGAAAGGUCUCUCAAUUCUGAAAAAGCCUAUAACCAAGUUCAUCGAGAAAAUGAGAAAAUACAGAAAAAAUGUCAAAGUUUGGAGAAAAGGUAUGCAGGUAAUGAGGAAAGGUGUAGACAAGUUCAGCAGGAAAAGGAGAACAUCCAGAAACAGUAUGAUGAAGUGGAAGGAAGGUUAAAUUCAUUGCUUCAAAGUCAAAAUCUUAACUGUGAGAAGUGUGACACCUAUGCCAAAGAGCUGAAAGCAGUAAAACAAGAAAAAGAAGAAAUCAGUAAAAUCUAUCACAAUUUGAAGAGAAGUGAUCAACAAAGCUGUCAAAAUUGUUACCAAAAGAGUGAGCAACUUGAAAAAGUCAAGCAAGAAAUGCAAGAACUAAAGAAAGCCCAUGGUGAUUUACAGAAAAGGAUGAAAAUCAACAUUUCUAAGCAAAUGCAGUUCAGUGGACAAUUGUCUGAAAACAUCAAUGAUCCAUGCAGAGAAUCUGAGCUUGUGAAAAUGUACAAUCACCUGAAGAAACAGAUCUGGCCAAGAGAAAAAGAAAGAUACUUGAAGAAAAGAAAAUCAGUGGAAAUCAAUAAGCUCGGAGCUUUGGUCUUGCAGAUGUCCUUUCAGCUUUCUCCAAAAGUUAUUGAAGAAAGAAUGAGGGACAUUGCAACUCAUCUACUACUCAACCAAGAUGAUUUAAAAGAUGAUCAAAAUCAACAACUGUUUAAAGAAAACAAAAAAAUUCUUCAAAGGAGACUGCACAGCUGUGACCUGAGUUUCCACAAGGAAGAAGUUAAGAGAUUGUAUAAAGAUGGUCAACUCCCGGAGAUGGAAUGGGAAGACUUUGCAGCUGAGUGCUUCAAAGUUGGCAGUUUAAUGUUUCUUCAUGACCCAUCUCUUGUGCCUCAGUGGGAGAGUCAAGCUGAUGGCUACACAUUUGAAGAUGGCAAGAAGGCAGGCAUGCUGAUAUUUCCAGCAAUUAGCAAUGGCUCAGAUCUGAUUUGUCCAGCAGAGAUUGUCUCAUAUAAUCUGGGUUAAAAGUAAUAGACAGGCUCUUAUAUUAAUGUAAGGGGUUACAAUACUGGUAAGAUGUUUACAGUGGAAAAGGUGCCAACAGGACAACACACAGAAGAUACAAAAGACAGUUGCUGUGAGGAAAUACCAAAAGAAGGACAGAACUUACACUGGCAGAUGAAGAGUUUCUUUGCUUUCCAUAUUAGGAAGACAGCAGUCAGUUCUUGUUCCUGUGACAUACUGGUGGCAUCAGAACUAAAAUUUUGGCUGUAUAUGGCUAAUCCUGAGCAAUAAGGAGAAAUGUUAGUUAAAGCAGAAUAAUAACAUAGGUUGAAAACUAAAAAAAAAACUUUAGUAUGUACUAUUAUGCACUGUGUUUGUCCAAAUCCACUUGGAAAAGUCUGUGCCUUCUCAAAACCUCAAAUUGGACUAAGGCUCACAAAAUGAAUAGAUGUAUGGAUAUUAUUAUACUACUAAUGCAUAAAAUAUGCUUACAUAACAUAUAACAUAAAAUAUGCUAACAACUCUCCUUACCCUGAUACAAUUAAUGGAAAAUGCUGCCUGGAAAAAUUUAUGUUGAUACAAUUUGAGUUUAAUUUAACAUAUUACAGGUAUAAGAACUGCUUUGAACUGUUUCAUUUUCUACCCCACAAAUAAAUCAACUCUAAUUAAGAAUCUUCUUUGAAUAUGAAAGAAAAUAUUCCUUUUUGUGGUAGACUGAUAAUUUUAUAAAUCAACGUAAUAAAGUAUAAUAACACAAAGUAAAGUUUCAUGUAACUGACAACAAAGACAAACUAACUUUUUAUAUUGUAUACUCUUUGCUUGCUCUCUGUACAUUAUUUUGUUUAUAGUAAUUAUAGUAAAUAAAAUAAAUGGUAAAUCAAAAGAA